AUGGGUAAAGUCCACGGAUCGCUCGCUCGUGCCGGUAAGGUCAAGAGUGCCACUCCCAAGGUCGAGAAGCAAGAGAAGGCCAAGACUCCUAAGGGCCGCGCCCGCAAGAGGAUCGUCUACACUCGCCGUUUCGUCAAUGUCACCAUGACCGGUGGCAAGCGCAAGAUGAACCCCAACCCUAGCUCGUAA
This is a messenger RNA of Aspergillus tanneri, 189 nucleotides long. Its product is annotated as 40S ribosomal protein eS30. The coding region runs from base 1 to 189 and encodes 62 amino acids. Gene Ontology annotation, biological process: translation. NCBI's taxonomy places the organism in Eukaryota, Fungi, Ascomycota, Eurotiomycetes, Eurotiales, Aspergillaceae. The transcript has 4 exons. Gene Ontology annotation, molecular function: structural constituent of ribosome. The record is from RefSeq and is a predicted model, not a curated record. Gene Ontology annotation, cellular component: ribosome; cytosolic small ribosomal subunit.